AGAAACCAUACUUGUAAACACACAUACAACACCUGCAACAUUUCUUUUUCUUUUCAAAAUGAAGAAUAUUCAACGUCAGCUUUCUUCAUCUUUCAUGAAAUUCUUAGAAGACAAGAACAGAGACCUAGAGGCUGUGUUUGCUUACAUGGAUGCAAACAGAGAUGGUAGAAUCUCUGCUGAUGAGCUUAAGAAGAGUUUCAUGACAAUGGGAGAGCAAAUGUCUGAUGAAGAAGCCGAGGCUGCUGUUAAACUGUCUGAUAUAGACGGAGAUGGGAUGUUGGAUCUUCAUGAGUUUGCUCAGCUUAUCAAAGGGAACGAUGACUUCACAGAGGAAGAGAAGAAGAUGAAGAUAAUGGAAGCUUUUAGAAUGUAUAUUGCUGACGGUGAAGAUUGCAUUACCCCUGGAAGCUUGAAGAUGAUGCUAAUGAAGCUAGGUGAGUCCAGAACCACUGAUGAUUGCAGAGAUAUGAUUCAAGCUUUUGAUCUCAAUGCUGAUGGAGUUUUGAGCUUUGAUGAGUUUGCCCUCAUGAUGCUUUAAGCUUUGUUGUUUCGUCUUCUACAGUUUUUGUUUGAUAUAUGGCUGUGUAAAUAAGGCUUUGCAAGCAAUAUCCAAAAACUUGUUUUAUAUUAUCCAAAAAAUCAUACUUCAUUAAAAAAAAAAAUUCAUCUUGUUUCAGUUUCAAUGUACAUGAAUCCUAUUUCAUUGUGUUUC
Molecule: messenger RNA, 712 nt
Organism: Camelina sativa (false flax)
Lineage: Eukaryota; Viridiplantae; Streptophyta; Magnoliopsida; Brassicales; Brassicaceae
Product: calcium-binding protein CML39
Molecular function (GO): calcium ion binding
Source: RefSeq, a predicted model, not a curated record